CGCAAAAAGGGAAAUCCGACUCAGCUUUUCGGACCCCUAUUCCCUCGCAUCACCACACGUUACACCACUACAGCUCCCGCCCAGCAUCAUGGCCUUCCAUUCCCCGAUCUAGGGUUGCGAGCUCCCCGCCACCGCCGGCCAUGCCCGACACGGACGUCGACACCGAGAUGCGCGAAGCCGCCGCUGCCGCGGCCGGGGCCCCAGCCGGCGACGACGACGGCGAGGGAGACACCGAGGAGGAAGAGGAGGAGGACGAGGACGACGAGGAUGAGGUCGAUGAGGACGAUGAGGAGGAGUUGCCCGCCGCGGCGCCGGCGCCGACCGAAGAGCAACCCGCCCCAGCGCCCAUCUCGGCCUUGCCGGGGAACCCGAACCAGCUGACGCUGGUCUUCCAGGGCGAGGUUUACGUUUUCGAAUCCGUCACCCCCGAGAAGGUUCAAGCUGUGCUGCUACUGUUGGGACGCGGUGAACUACCACCUGGUUUAGCAGGCAUGGUUCUACCUAAUCAAAAUGAGAACAAGGGCUAUGAUGAUAUACUUCGGAGGACUGACAUUCCCGCAAAAAGGGUUGCUUCACUAAUCAGGUUCCGUGAGAAAAGGAAGGAAAGAAAUUUUGAUAAGAAAAUACGUUAUGCUGUUCGCAAAGAAGUGGCACUCAGGAUGCAGCGUCGGAAGGGGCAAUUUGCUGGAAGGGCCAGUCUGGAGGGAGAAUCUCCAUCUCCUGGAUUUGAUCCUGGUUCACAGGGUUCAGGCCUAGAUUUUGCAUCUCGAGAAUCAAAGUGCCAUAACUGUGGUACUAGUGAAAAAAUGACCCCAGCAAUGCGUCGUGGUCCAGCUGGUCCAAGGACUUUGUGCAAUGCUUGUGGAUUGAUGUGGGCAAACAAGGGUACCCUGAGAAGUUGCCCCAAGGCAAAAGUCGAAUCUCCUGUGGUUGCAAUUGAACAGGGAAUCAGUGACAACAAAGCGCUGGUGACACCGAGCAAUGACAAUGUUGCUGCAAGCAAUGGCGAAGCCACAAUUGCAGCAGAGAUAGGAGUGCCCAAGGCGCCGUGACAGUGUAUAGACAUUAUUGUCAGAGACAAAGAUUUCGGAUUCUUUGCCUAUAGCUAGACAAGACACCCCCGAUAGAAAUAUUUGCUAAUGAGGAUACUGAUUCUCAUCAAGUGUACAUUCAUUCUUGCUUGACAAUGUUAGACAUGUAAUUAACAUAAGAUGUCCGAUUGAUGUCUGUUGUGUAAACUGUAAACCCAGAUGGCAUCUAUUGUGUCACAUCUUCUAAUCUUCUUCAUUCUCGUAAAAUCGUAAUCAAAGAUUCCCUGCUACCCA
Sorghum bicolor (sorghum) is the source of this 1325-nucleotide messenger RNA. Its product is annotated as GATA transcription factor 18. The coding region runs from base 141 to 1052 and encodes 303 amino acids. The transcript has 8 exons. NCBI's taxonomy places the organism in Eukaryota, Viridiplantae, Streptophyta, Magnoliopsida, Poales, Poaceae. Gene Ontology annotation, biological process: regulation of DNA-templated transcription. Gene Ontology annotation, molecular function: zinc ion binding; sequence-specific DNA binding; protein binding. The record is from RefSeq and is a predicted model, not a curated record.